This is a messenger RNA of Physella acuta, 1082 nucleotides long. Its product is annotated as phospholipase A and acyltransferase 3-like. Lineage: Eukaryota; Metazoa; Mollusca; Gastropoda; Physidae. Gene Ontology annotation, molecular function: glycerophospholipid phospholipase A1 activity; A2-type glycerophospholipase activity. Gene Ontology annotation, cellular component: cytoplasm. Gene Ontology annotation, biological process: N-acylphosphatidylethanolamine metabolic process. The record is from RefSeq and is a predicted model, not a curated record.
UUUUCACAAAAUGACAUCUUGCAUUUCCAAGAAAAAUCAGCGGACAAAAUUGAGUAUUUCUAAAGAAAGAAAUCAAACCGGAGUAACCGUGCUAAUAAUUAUGUGAUUGAAGAUUUCUUAUAAUAUAACCAAUCAUCACAGAUUCGUCUGCAGAAUGUCUUACAGGGAGCAUAACAAAAGGCUGCUGAGGAGGUUAAAACCUGGAGAUAUUGUCAGGUUUAAACGUGGAGUAUACUACCACUACUACCACUACGCCAUUUACAUAGGUGAAAACAAGGUGAUACACCUAACGGCACCGGAGGGAGGGAUCUCCAGCAACAUUCGACCCAAGCACAGUGGGUCAGCGGCCAGUGUGGCAGUGGAUAAGGCCAUAGUAUCAGAGGGUGACUUUUUAACUGUGGCAGGAGAUGAUUUGGCUGAAAUAGCUAACAGAGAUGAAUACCCAUCAUUUGAUGUAGAAGAGAUUCUAAAGAGAGCCAAAUCUAUGAUUGGACAUAGAAGCUACAACCUUUUUAGAAAAAACUGUGAGCACUUCGUCAACAAGGUCAAGUACGACAAGGAGGAGAGUACACAGGUACAGAACACAAUAGUUGGACUUGGAAAAGUGGGUGUCGGCGUUGGUUUAUUGGCAGCGGUAGGGAUUGUAGCUUAUAGAUACAGCAGGGCAGAUCGUAAUAACAGAAACCCAACCGUUUAAGUCGCAGAUGAAGGAUGUAUCUUAAAGGUGUAUACAAGAUUUAUGUGUCAUAAAAUAAUUUUGUGUUAAACAGCGUUUGAUUACUGAAUCUAAAGCUGUUAUUUACUAGAUUCCUGAAUGUAUUAAAAAAAAACGUUUAUAAACUUUGAUGUUACAGAACAUGUACUUCCUCUUGUAUUCCUGACACAAACAGAAAUAAUGAAAGCAAUGUUAUAGAAGAAGUCAAUAUAUUAUAAUACAUAGCUUAAGUAUUUUAUUAUUCAGCAUUUAUAAAUAUUUAUUGUGGUAUAAAAUUAUUCUUAUGUCAAUAACAUUUUUACAGAUGAUACAUACUGCCUAUUUCAUAUUUUCUAAAAAAGUUUUUCAAUCAUUCUAAUUAAACAUU